Symbiodinium sp. CCMP2456 is the source of this 726-nucleotide messenger RNA. NCBI's taxonomy places the organism in Eukaryota, Dinophyceae, Suessiales, Symbiodiniaceae. The record is from the annotation of a GenBank genome assembly.
AUGGAUUUCCAGAAUCGUGUCGGUCACAAGUUCGGGACGGCAGGUCCCGCAACAGAUCAGGAGAUCGCAGCGGACAGGCGUGAACGGCUUCGCAAACUUGCUCUGGAAACGAUUGACUUGUCCAAGGAUCCCUAUUUCAUGCGCAACCACCUUGGCAGCUAUGAGUGCAAGCUGUGCCUGACGCUUCACACGAACGAAGGAAGUUACCUGGCGCACACACAGGGCAAGAAGCACCAGAUCAACUUGGCCAGACGAGCCGCGCGCGAGAAACAGGAUGCAACGAUCCAACCCCAGCCGCAAACAUCUUCAGGACCUCGGAAGACGGUGAAGAUUGGUCGGCCCGGAUACCGAGUGACGAAGGAGCGUGACCCAGAAACACAGCAAAAGGCUUUGCUCUUCGAGGUUGAGUAUCCAGAGGCUUUGGAGAGAGUGAAGCCUCGGCACCGGUUCAUGUCUGCCUACGAGCAGAAGGUGGAGCCUCCUGAGUCCAAAUUCCAGUACCUGCUCACGGCCUGCGAGCCUUACGAAACCAUCGCCUUCAAGGUUCCGAACAUGGAGAUUGACAAGGCCGAGAACAAGUUCUUCACCAGCUGGGAUCCGCAGCGAAAGGUCUUCACGAUGCAGAUCUUCUUCAAAGAUCGUGAAGAGAAGGAGCUGCCGGCUUUGCCCCAGCGACCUGGGACCACCAACCUGGCAUUCCACGGUGGCGGUGGCUUUACACGCUGA